Molecule: messenger RNA, 1714 nt
Organism: Colletes gigas
Lineage: Eukaryota; Metazoa; Arthropoda; Insecta; Hymenoptera; Colletidae
Gene: xit
Product: probable dolichyl pyrophosphate Glc1Man9GlcNAc2 alpha-1,3-glucosyltransferase
Exons: 7
Coding region: 46-1632 (528 amino acids)
Biological process (GO): protein N-linked glycosylation
Cellular component (GO): endoplasmic reticulum membrane
Molecular function (GO): dolichyl pyrophosphate Glc1Man9GlcNAc2 alpha-1,3-glucosyltransferase activity
Source: RefSeq, a predicted model, not a curated record
UGAAUUAUUUCGGACGUGUCAAAGUGAAAUGCAAUAUAAAAUAUAAUGAACAUUACAGAUAAAGAAAAUGUUUUUGAAUUUAAAAAAAAAGAAAGAAUAGAUUCUACUUCUGUGAAGUGGGAUGCAAAUGGGAUCGUUUUGCGCGUUUUUGUUCUUGUCACGUGUCUCAAAAUACUUUUAAUUCCCACGUAUCAUUCCACAGAUUUCGAGGUUCAUCGCAACUGGCUUGCUAUAACGCACAAUUUACCGAUUAAGGAAUGGUAUGUUAAUACCAAAUCACAAUGGACUCUGGAUUAUCCGCCGUUAUUUGCAUGGUUUGAAUAUCUUCUUAGUCAUGUGGCAGCAUUUGUUGAUCCAGAGAUAGUUAAAGUGGAAAAUCUAAACUAUGCUUCAUUGGGUACUAUCUACUUUCAAAGAUGUUCUGUUAUAUUUUUGGAUUUACUGUUUGCUUAUGGAAUAAGAGAAGUUGGAAAAGUAUUCUGUACAUCAUUUGAUAGCUAUGCUAUUUUUAUAAUUCUAUCACUAUGCAACAUGGGAUUGUUGGUAGUGGACCAUAUACAUUUCCAAUAUAAUGGAUUUCUACUUGGUAUUUUAUUACUAGCUAUUGCAAAUGUUUGCAAAGUAAACGAUCAGAUAUCUAUCUUACGAGGAACUUUAUAUUUUGCCCUACUGUUAAACAUGAAGCACAUUUAUUUGUACGUUGCACCAGUUUUUGUAGUCUGGCUGCUUAAAUCAUAUUGUAUGAAUAGUGGUCAGUUCUUUAAGCGUCUGUUUCUCCUUGGAAGCAUAGUUGCCAUCACUUUGGUGAUUUCGUUUGGUCCAUUUGUGUUUCAGUUACCUCAGGUAUUAUCAAGACUGUUUCCAUUUAAAAGAGGUCUAGUGCAUGCAUACUGGGCUGCAAAUGCCUGGGCACUGUAUAUAGGCCUAGAUAAAGUACUAUCGAUAAUUCUAAAACAAUUAGGUUGGCUCGAAAUGACGAAAUUAGCAGUAAUGACUGGUGGUCUGGUACAAGAACAGUCGUUUAUAGUAUUACCAACGCCUACUCCACUCGUAACAUUUUUGUUAACUCUCUUUUCGAUGUUGCCUGCAUUAUACAUCCUACUUUUCAAACACUGUACUUCAAAUUCAAAGCAGUUUGUACAAUGCAUAGUUCUCUGUGCUUUAUGUUCAUUCAUGUUCAGUUGGCAUGUACAUGAGAAAGCUAUUUUGACUGCUAUUAUUCCAUUAUGCAUUUUGGCUGUGAUAAACAAAGAUGAUGCUAGAAUAUUUUUAAUUUUAAGCAAUACUGGGCACGCUGCGCUCCUACCGCUACUUUAUCCAAACAAUUUGACACCAUUAAAAAUAUUGUUACUUCUAACAUACAUGGUUGCAUCUUUUCUGGUAUUGUCUAGAAAAUUCAAGCAACGUUUACUUCAUUUUCACGAAUACAUAUAUGUUAUUAGUCUACCAUUGUUAACAGUAUAUGAGACUAUAUUCCACAAAUUGAUCUUUGCUAAUAAACUACCAUUUUUACCUCUGGCCCUUACUUCGGUAUAUUGCUCAGUAGGAGUAUGUUACUCUUGGAUGCUUUACUAUUACAUGUUCUUACAAUAUUGUAGUAACAUCAAUGACCAAAGAAAAAAAAUUGACUAACAACAUUGUAACCGUCCCCCGUGCGGGAUCAAUUUAAAUGGAUAAUAAAUUGUUAAUUGAACAAAAAUAAUGCUUUAUUAUA